UGUCCCCCCCAGUCCGUCCCAGUCCAUUCCAGUCCCCCCCAGUUGCAGUCUGGGCAGAGAAGGAACUGCCUGGGGCCCUGGGAGGUGCCACCUGGGGGUGUCCCAUGUCAUCCCCCACCCCCAGCCUGUCCCCUCCCUGGGCAUAAAGUGGCUCCAGUCACAGCACUGGGACAGACUGGGACCAUGGGAGUGCAGUGAGUGGGGACACUGGUGGGCAUGGGGGACGUGGGGACAUAGGGGACAUGGGUGCAUAUGUGGGACAUGGUGGACACAGGGGAAUACGGGAGACCAGUGAGGACAUGUGAGACAUGGGGCACAUGGGGGGACAGGAGAAUAUGGAGGGGGGACAUGGAGGGGGGACAUGAGGGACAUGGGAAGGACAAGGGGCACGGGGGGGUCAUUGGGGACACUGAGGACAUUGGGGGAGACAUGGAGGGGCAUGGGGGGAUAUGGGGACACUGGGGACAUGGGGAAGAUGGAGAGGUCAGAGGGUACGUGGGGACAUGGUUGAUGGGGGAUCCCCUCACACUCCCCCAGGCCUGGACACAUGAAGGUCUCCCCCGUCGUCAUCCUUCUCCUCCUCAGCCACGCAGAGGACUGGGGACCCCUGAGGACACUGGGUACCCCUGUGGGAUCCCUGGGUAGGGUCCUGUACCCCUUCGGACCAGGGGUGGGGGAUGAGGCCACCCACCAUGAGGACGACGGGACGAGCCCUGAGAUCUUCCUCCAGGAAAACUUCUCCUUCUUUGGGCGUGCCCACCACUCACUCUAUGUGAACAACAAUGGCGUGGUGUCCUUCGGGACAAUGGUCCCGGAGUUCACCCCCCAGCCCUUCCCGCUGCCAGGCCAUCGCCCCUUUGUGGCGCCGUACUGGGCUGAUGUGGACACCCGUGUGGGAGGAGAUGUCUUCUACCGGCAGAGCCGGGACUCCCAGCUGCUGGCACGCCUGGCCCAGGACCUGGCACCUGCUGUGCCACCCGGGGACCCGCCUCCACAGCCUACCUGGGCAUUCGUGGCCACCUGGGACCGUGUGGCCUAUUUUGGGGCUGCCUCAGACAAGGUGAACACCUUCCAGGCUGUGCUGGCCUCAGAUGGUGUCACGUGCUUUGUCCUGCUCAACUACGGAGACUUGCAGUGGACAACUGGCAUUGCUAACCAGGGGGAUCCCCACACUGGCCUGGGGGGCAUCCCUGCACAGGCUGGGUUCAACAGUGGAGACGAUGUCCACUACUACAAUGUGCCAGGGUCCCGCACGCCUGCAGUGCAGAGCCUCAACCACCGCAGCAACCUGGGGGUCCCGGGGCGCUGGGCUUUCCGUGUUGACCACUUCGAGGCCACUGAGGGACCCCCUGAGACUCCUGGCACCCUGUCAAAGACCCCUGAGACCCCCUGGAGUCCGUUGCCACCCCACAAGACCCUCUCAGUAUCCCCCAACCCCCCCAGGACCACAGAGGAGCAGGUGUAUGUCUGUGGGUCAUGAGCAGGUGACACCUGGGACAUUUGGGGAAGGGGGGGGUGCCUAACAGCCCUCACCCCACCCCCACAGAAGGAUGUGCCCCCACAGAGGCUGCAUUAUGAUGGAAACAGUAAUAAACCCGCUGAGCAACA
Molecule: messenger RNA, 1608 nt
Organism: Pyrgilauda ruficollis (rufous-necked snowfinch)
Lineage: Eukaryota; Metazoa; Chordata; Aves; Passeriformes; Passeridae
Product: sushi, nidogen and EGF-like domain-containing protein 1
Exons: 5
Coding region: 548-1480 (310 amino acids)
Biological process (GO): cell-matrix adhesion
Source: RefSeq, a predicted model, not a curated record